CUAAGUGUUGAUAUGUUUCAAGGGUUAGGGUUAAUUCCGGACGGGCGCGCGGGGUUACGUAGAGGUACCUCUGUUCCUGCCUGUUACCGGACCUCUGUCAUCUCUACUCUAUUCCUACUUCACGUUCCAGUGCAUGUAGAUACUUCCGUACCGCUCCCGGCAAAUCGAAACGUCAUCCGCUAUCUCGGAUCUAAGAUCGAAGUUAUCGUCUAAAAUCGCUACAAGCUGAGGACUGGGCGCAACUCGACCAUGAAAGCCUACUGAUCGGGCGAUAAGGAACAACGGCGCCGGCAACCCAACAACUACACGCAUCAUGGCCUUCGACCCGUCCAACGGCUUCGUGGCCUCGAGCGAUGUUCCCGGUCUCGCAGACGAACUACUACCCAUCUUCGAUGUCGAGCAGGUCCAGCUUCAAUUCUCCAUAGCCGCCGACUUUGUCUCGGCCCAGACAGCCAACAAUGUCCUGAUCCUGGCCCUCUCCAACGGCCGCAUUCUGCGCAUCGACCUGAACAAGCCCGAGGACAUCGACGAUAUCGACCUUCCCAAGAAGCCGACCGAAGUUGGCGUGAUCCGGCGCAUGUUCCUCGACCCGACCGCCUCCCAUCUUAUCAUCUGCACAUCUCAAGGCGAGAAUUACUACCUGCAUUCGCAGUCGCGCCAUCCCCGCCCGCUAGCCCGGUUACGAGGAGUUUCUAUCGAGAGCAUUGCUUGGAACCCCUCGUUGCCUACCGCCUCGACUCGCGAGAUCCUCAUCGGCGCAGCCGACGGCAACGUUUACGAAGGCUACAUCGAGCACUCGACCGAGUUCUACCGCAAAGAGGAGAAAUACUUGAAGGCCCUGCACAAACUACCGGAUGGUCCUGUUACCGGUCUUUGGGUGGACACCUUACCCGGCGCCGGGACUGACACCAGACGCAUCGUGAUCAGUACCCAGAGCAGGCUGUUCCACCUGGUGGGCAAAGUUGGCAACAAUGACGGAAGCGGUUCGAUCUACUCGAAGCUGUUUCAAGCCGAGCAACCUGUUGUUCAUGAGCUUCCACGGUCGGCGGCAGCCACGGCAGCGGCAUCGGACCUGGUUAUCUCCCCGGAUACCCCCCAAGACACUAGCAGACCCCAUGAUGGCGAUGUGAAUGAGAGAGUGUUUGCCUGGUUAUCGUCACAUGGAAUAUACCAUGGACAACUCCUGCUCAGCCCUUUCACCUCGGAGUUGGGCAACAAGGUCUUCAAUGAGGCUCAGCUCCUGCCCAGGACGCAGCUGAUGACUCUAGAAAGAUCUGGGGGGCGGAGAAUGACAGCUUCUAACGACUACAUCAACGCCAUUGCGCUUACGCACUGGCAUAUCAUCAGCUUAAUAGGCGACCGAGUGGUGGCCGCUAAUCGGUUGACAGGGGAAAUAGUCUAUGACCAAGUGAUCCUCAACCAAGGACAAAAGGCCAUUGGUCUAUGUGUCGAUAUCCAAAAGAACACAUACUGGCUUUUCACAACACAAGAGAUUUUUGAGAUUGUCCCAAGAGACGAAGACAGGGACAUCUGGAAGAUCAUGCUGAAACUGAAGAAGUUCGACGCGGCUCUCAAACAUGCUCAUACUCCAACACAGAAAGACGCGGUCGCGAUGGCAUCGGGCGAUUAUCUUCUCAGCAAAGGGCAGUUUAACGAGGCUGCCGGGGUCUAUGGCAAAAGCAGUAAGCCAUUCGAGGAAGUGGCACUCGCCUUCAUUGACCACAACCAGCCUGAUGCGCUUCGCAAGUAUCUUUUGGGGAAACUAUCGACCUUCAAGAAGAGCUAUAUCAUGCAAAGGCAAAUGAUUGCAAGCUGGCUGAUAGAAAUCUUCAUGGCCAAACUCAACUCCCUCGAUGAUACCAUUAUCACCAGGGCUGAGCUUUCAGAGACACUGAACCCGACACAAACGAGAGAACAGCUGGAUGCUGUGCGAGCAGAGUACCAGGAAUUUGUCAACAGACACAAAUCGGACCUCGACCGGAAAACCGUAUACGCUGUCAUUGGCAGCCAUGGCCGCGAAGAGGAGCUCCUUUAUUACGCCGACGCCAUCAACGACUACCACUUCGUCCUCUCAUACUGGGUCCAGCGAGAGCGGUGGUCCGAAGCCCUCCGUGUGCUCCAACGCCAGACCGACCCGGAGGUCUUUUACGGCUACAGCACCGUGCUCAUGACCCACGUCGCCUCGGAACUCGUCGACAUCCUCAUGCGACAAGCCAACCUCGAACCGCGCAACCUGAUCCCGGCCCUCCUCGAAUACGACCGCAACUACAAGGGCCCUCUCUCCCAAAACCAAGCGAUCCGCUACCUCCUCUACGUCGUCAACCAGCUCCAAUCCUCCGACUCCGCCGUCCACAACACCCUCGUCUCCAUCUACGCCGCACACCCGUCCACGUCCAAGGACGAAUCCGCCCUGCUCUCCUACCUGGAGUCGCAAGGCGACGAGCCGCGCUUCGACCCGGACUUCGCCCUCCGCCUCUGCAUCCAGCACCACCGCGUGCUCUCGUGCGCGCACAUCUACACCUCCAUGGGGCAGUACCUACAAGCUGUCCAACUCGCCUUAGCCCACGACGAGAUAGACCUAGCCAUCAUCGUCGCCGAGCGCGCCCACUCCAACCCGCCCCUGCGCAAAAAAUUAUGGCUCGCCGUCGCCAAAAAAGUCAUCUCCCAAUCCAACGGCAUCAAAACCGCCAUCGACUUCCUUCGGCGCUGCGACUUGUUAAAAAUCGAGGACCUCAUCCCAUUUUUCCCCGAUUUCGUCGUCAUCGACGACUUCAAAGAGGAAAUCUGCUCUGCGCUGGAAGAGUACUCGCGCAACAUUGACUCGCUGCGCAGAGAAAUGGACGAGAGCGCGGCGACCGCGGCCAACAUCAAAGUCGACAUUGCCGCGCUGGACCAGCGGUACGCGAUUGUGGAACCGGGCGAGAAAUGUUAUGUGUGUGGAUUGCCGCUUUUGAGUAGGCAGUUUUUCGUGUUUCCUUGUCAACAUGCUUUUCAUUCGGAUUGUUUGGGGAAAAGGGUUCUUGAACAGGCGGGGCCGGGGAAGGCCAAGAGGAUUAGGGAGUGUCAGGUGCAGAUUACUAAGGGGUUGGUUAAAGGGCGGAAGAGGGAGGAGAUGAUUGGGGAGUUGGAUGGGUUGGUUGGGGAGGCUUGUAUUCUUUGCAGCGAGUACGCUAUCAAGCGGAUCGAUGAGCCGUUUGUUAAAGAGAAUGAGGAUAAGGAGGAAUGGGCUUUAUGAGUUAUGAAUGAAUGGAGUUGAUAUGCGACAUUAAGAGUAUCACAAGCAUGCAUGUAUGUUUUUAUUUUUAUUUUGGCGAGGUUGAUGAUGAUUAGCAUGGAGCGUAGUAGAUGUUUGCAUCAUAUUUCUUGGUCUGAAGAAUGAAUGAAUACGCGGUGAGUUGACAGAUAGGUCACAUUCGAGAAGACAAGAAAGAAACGAGAUACCCACGCAUUUCACAGACAAUUCACAACAAACACACGAUGAGGUUCUCUUCACACUUUGAUCAGGUCAGGCAGCAGAC
Messenger RNA from Neurospora tetraspora, 3518 nucleotides. RefSeq names its product Pep3/Vps18/deep orange family-domain-containing protein. The record is from RefSeq and is a predicted model, not a curated record. Gene Ontology annotation, molecular function: protein-macromolecule adaptor activity. Gene Ontology annotation, biological process: vacuole organization; vesicle-mediated transport; intracellular protein transport. Gene Ontology annotation, cellular component: HOPS complex; endosome. Lineage: Eukaryota; Fungi; Ascomycota; Sordariomycetes; Sordariales; Sordariaceae. Bases 314 to 3235 code for a protein of 973 amino acids. The transcript is spliced from 3 exons.